Equus quagga is the source of this 618-nucleotide messenger RNA. It is a transcript of the gene LIN28A, whose product is annotated as lin-28 homolog A. The transcript has 4 exons. Bases 1 to 618 code for a protein of 205 amino acids. Gene Ontology annotation, molecular function: zinc ion binding; nucleic acid binding. Lineage: Eukaryota; Metazoa; Chordata; Mammalia; Perissodactyla; Equidae. The record is from RefSeq and is a predicted model, not a curated record.
AUGGGCUCUGUGUCAAACCAGCAGUUUGCAGGUGGCUGCGCCAAGGCGCCAGAGGAGUCGCAGGAGGACGCGGCCGGGCCCGCAGAGGAGCCCCAGCUGCUGCACGGUGCCGGCAUCUGUAAGUGGUUCAACGUGCGCAUGGGGUUCGGCUUCCUGUCCAUGACCGCCCGCGCCGGGGUCGCGCUCGACCCCCCAGUGGAUGUCUUUGUGCACCAGAGUAAGCUGCACAUGGAGGGCUUCCGGAGCUUGAAGGAGGGUGAGGCAGUGGAGUUCACCUUUAAGAAGUCUGCUAAGGGCCUGGAAUCUAUUCGAGUCACUGGCCCUGGUGGGGUGUUCUGUAUUGGGAGUGAGAGGCGGCCAAAAGGGAAGAACCUGCAGAAGCGCAGAUCAAAGGGAGACAGGUGCUACAACUGUGGAGGUUUAGACCAUCAUGCCAAGGAAUGCAAGCUGCCACCCCAGCCUAAGAAGUGCCACUUCUGCCAGAGCAUCAGCCAUAUGGUGGCCUCGUGUCCACUGAAGGCCCAGCAAGCCCCCAGCUCACAGGGAAAACCAGGCUACUAUCGGGAGGAAGAAGAGGAGGUCCAUAGCCCUGCCCUGCUCCCAGAGGCCCAGAAUUGA